This is a messenger RNA of Quercus lobata, 2215 nucleotides long. Its product is annotated as alpha/beta-Hydrolases superfamily protein. The transcript is spliced from 7 exons. NCBI's taxonomy places the organism in Eukaryota, Viridiplantae, Streptophyta, Magnoliopsida, Fagales, Fagaceae. The record is from RefSeq and is a predicted model, not a curated record. Bases 218 to 1780 code for a protein of 520 amino acids.
GAAGAGGAUUAGUCAAAUUCCUAUAUAAGUUUGUACAAACCAUAAACAUCAUAAAAUGCUAAGUUUUGCACACUCAGACCCAACGGUUUCAGUGUCUUAAAGUGAAAGAAAAAAUGAUUAUAUAGCAAGUGCUGCUUUUUCCUUUUGUCUACUUUGUAUUUUGUGAGAGUGAGAGAGAGAGAGAGUGUGUGUGUGUGUGUUUUUUUUUUCAGCGAAAAUGUCAGAAAUGAGAGGAUCGAACACGUGGCAUGAAGAGCUGGCGAGCUUGGUGGACGACACGGGGAUACGGUACGCCGGAGAGCCGAUCGGGGUUUCGUCGGCGUACGUCGUGUCCGGCGAGUCUCGGAGCCGUGCGGUGGAGCCGGAGAGCUUGAAGGAUCAGGUGAAGGGGUUCGCUAUGGCUUGGGGGGAAAUAGUGGUGGAAUUGGGAAGAGGGUGUAAGGACAUUGUUCAGCAGAGCCUUCUGAGUGAGGAUUCCUACGUUGGUCGGAAGCUUCAGAAGCCGUGCGCUAAGGUCUCCAACAGGUUGAAGUACUUGAAUGAGUUUUUGCCCGAGGAUCGCGACCCGGUUCACUCGUGGUCGGUCAUAUUCUUCGUUUUUGUUGUUGCACUUGCAGCUAUAGGUUUAAAUACCAACAAUGACAGCUUGGUCACACCAGUAAAGAUGGUGCUAAUACAUCCUCCUAGUGCUAACCGCAUACUACUUCCAGAUGGUAGACACAUGGCUUAUUGUGAGCAAGGUGUCCCAGCUGACAGAGCUAGAUUUUCCCUAAUUGCUCCACAUUCUUUUCUUUCCUCACGACUUGCAGGUAUACCGGGAGUUAAAAUGUCAUUGCUUGAAGAGUUUGGUGUUCGCUUGGUCUCAUAUGAUCUUCCUGGUUUUGGGGAGAGUGAUCCUCAUCCCAACAGAAAUCUGAACUCAUCAGCAUUCGAUAUGUUGCACCUAGCUAAUGCAGUUGGUAUUAGUGGCAAGUUCUGGGUGCUGGGUCACUCAAGUGGAUCCAUGCAUGCUUGGGCUGCUCUCAGAUACAUUCCAGAUAGAAUUGCAGGUGCGGCCAUGUUGACCCCAAUGAUUAACCCAUAUGCGCCAGGCAUGACAAAAGAAGAGAUAAAAAGAAUUUGGGAAAAGUGGGUGCCAAGAAGAAGAUUAUUGUAUUUCUUAGCUCAUAGAUUUCCGAAGUUUCUCUCCUAUUUCUAUCGCCGAAGCUUUCUUUCUGGAAAGCAUGAUCGAAUUGAUAAUAGAUUGUUUCUGUCACUAGGAAAGAAGGAUGAAAUUUUGAUUGAAGAGCCAAAAUUUGAAGAAUUUUGGCAUAGGGAUGUGGAGGAGUCAAUCCGCCAGGGAACUACAAAACCAUUCAUAGAGGAAGCUGUGCUACAGGUAUCAGAUUGGGGUUUUAGAUUAGCAGAUCUUCAGGUGCACAAAAAGUGUAAGAGAAAAGGUGUUCUUUCUUGGCUCAAGUCCUUGUACAGUGAGGCAGAGUGUGAAUUGGCAGGGUUCCUAGGCCCAAUACACAUAUGGCAGGGAAUGGAUGAUCAGGCAGUCCCACCGUCAAUGACGGACUAUAUAGGCCGGAUUUUACCAGGGGCCAUUAUGCAUAAGCUCCCAAACGAAGGCCAUUUUUCCUAUUUCUUUUUCUGUGAUGAAUGUCAUAGACGGAUAUUUUCCACUCUUUUUGGAGUCUCUAAAGGUCCAAUUGACAGGAAGGUCGAAAUGGAUCAAACUCCAUUUAAUGGAGAUACAGAAGUGGUGUCAACCGUAGCUGGUUCUACAACAGAAUGAUUAGUGAUGAUACCUUAUCACAAAAUAACUAAUAUAUUAGAUUUUACAAUAAAUUCUGGUGUAUAUACCACAGCUUGCUCCUCUGCUCAGGGAGAGCAUGAAAGAAAGAGAUUUUAGAUCUCAUCCCAUUUGACGAUAAACACUUACACGAUAUGAGGUUUAGAAAAGCACAGAGGCAGCCAUUUUACUGAAAUCCUUUUGCUUUCUGCUGUAGUGGUAUGGUUAUUAAUGAUAUCUUAUUAGCAAUAUAUAUAUUUUUUUUCCCGAAGUUCUGGUGUAAAUACCAUACCUAGCUGCACUGCUCAUGGAUCAUGAAAGAAGAGAUUUUAGUUACUUUCCCAAUUUGUAAUUUGACCAUAAGCACUUGUGAUGAGAGAUGUCGAAACGCAUGAUGGCAGCAAUUUUACUAAAAUCCUAUUGUUUUCUGCUGUAAAA